This is a messenger RNA of Engraulis encrasicolus (European anchovy), 5247 nucleotides long. RefSeq names its product FERM and PDZ domain containing 3 (gene frmpd3). Bases 10 to 5247 code for a protein of 1745 amino acids. The record is from RefSeq and is a predicted model, not a curated record. Gene Ontology annotation, molecular function: protein binding. The transcript has 19 exons. Lineage: Eukaryota; Metazoa; Chordata; Actinopteri; Clupeiformes; Engraulidae. Gene Ontology annotation, cellular component: cytoskeleton.
UCUCAGGGGAUGGCCCAGGUCCAGGAUGGACACACACCAGAAUGUGACAGCCCUGCGAUGUUAGAGGAGAGCCAUGAUGGAGUGAACAGCCUGACAGCCGGCUCCGCUCGACAGGUCUGCCUUCAACGCCACCCUACACACGGUUUCGGCUUCAUCGCUGGCAGCGAACGCCCCGUCGUUGUACGCUCCGUCUCAACAGACGGUCCAUCAGACGGCAAGCUUCUGCCAGGGGAUCAGAUCUUGGCCGUCAACGGCGAGCCGGUUCAUGACGUUAUCCGGGAAAGAGUCAUAGACCUUGUAAGACGGUGUAAAGACUCCAUCGUACUGACAGUCAUCCAGCCCCAGCAGUCUCCUAAAUCUGCCUUCAUAAGUGCUGCCAAGAAAGCUCGCCUGCGAACCAACCCCCCAAAAGUGCGCUUUUCUGAGCAAGUGUCAAUCAGCGACCCAGACUCAACAAUGCUCAAAGACGACUCCUUGCUCCUCAUACCAAAUGUGCUGAAGGUGUUUCUGGAGAAUGGACAAAUUAAGUCGUUUACAUUUGACAGUCGGACCACAGUUAGGGAUGUGAUCUCGUCCCUGCAGGACCGUCUGUCUCUGCGCUACAUCGAGCAUUUUGCACUGGUUCUGGAGUCCGGAGGACUGGACCAGAGCCCCAGGCUGCAUCUGUUGCAGGAGCACCAACCCCUGUCUCAUGUGGUGCACAGGACCUACUUCCAGGGGAUGAGGUGUCUUUUCCGCAUCUGUUUCUUUCCGAAAGACCCCGCCGACUUGCUGAGGAGGGAUCCUGCUGCGUUUGAGUACCUCUAUAUACAGAAUCGCAAUGACGUCAUCAAAGAGCGCUUUGGCACAGACUGGAAGUCUGAGGUCACGUUGAGACUGGCGGCACUCCACAUCUUCAUCACUGUUUCCAUAGCGAGGCCCAAUCAGAAAAUCUCCCUCAAACAUGUCGAGAAGGAGUGGGGUCUGGAGCCCUUUCUGCCGCUCUCGCUGCUCCCCACUGUCAAGGAGAAGAAUGUCUGCAAGACGCUGUCCCAGCUCCUCAAGACCUACCAGCAUCCGCCUCCGGCUGGCAAUAAGGUCCCCCCUCUCCAGGGAAAGCUGCAGUACAUGCGCGUCCUCAACGACCUUCCCCCCUUUGGGGGCCUGCUUUUCCACACCGUGGGCCUGGACGAGAAGCACUCGGCCACGACUCUUCUGGUGGGGCCUCGGCACGGGAUCAGCCACGUCAUCGACCUGAAGAACAACCUGACCACCGUCCUGGCGGAGUUCAGCCGCGUGGCCAAGGUGCAGCUGUACCGCGAGCACCAGGGGGUGGCCAGGGUGGAGGUCAGCAUCAUAGAUGCCAAGCCUCUUGUACUGCUGAUGGAGUGGCCGGACGCUUCGAAUUUCGCCUGCCUGAUCUCGGGCUACUUCAAGCUGUUUGUGGAUCCCAAAAGGACCGUCUACUACAGGACACCUGGUCAGUCUCAUAUGAUCAAGGCAGAUUACAGAAGCUCGGUCCACGGUCACUCGCGUGAAGGACGGGGGGGCGGCGGUGGCAGCAGUCGGCGAGGUGAAGAACGGGAACGGGAGAGGGAAGGAGGUCUGUCCAGAGAACCGUCCCAGAAGGCGUCCGGCGGCAGCUCGUCCUCGCACGGCCCACCCCCUUCGCAGCACCUCGGCCUCUGCCACAUCCACCUGCGCGAGCAACAGCAACUUCGGGAGCUGCAGGAACAGGCCGAGGAGCAGCUGGACAUCAACGAGAACCUCGUCACCCAAGGACGCAGCCGCACCAAGUCCGACCCGACCCUCAAGAGCGCAGAGUCCAUCGUCGCCUGCCUGGAAAGCCCUACGGAGAGAGAAGAGGGCUUCAGGAGUCGGGCGAAGACCCUGGAGCCCCCGCAUCGGUCUGGCCGCUUCUUCUGCGACUCCUGCAAGGCCAAGCUCAAGGCUGAGGGUCUGAUGGUGGAGGACGGAGCAGGCGGCAGCAGUGGCCGUGGGAAGCAACAGUGCUCCAGUGCAGGAGCCUGUGUCUCCCGAGACGGAGGAGCAGUGGACCUUAUGGCGCUGCCUUUGCCCGGCAGCGAGGAUGACGAGGAGGAGGUCGACGAGGCCAUGGUCACCGGGACAUUGCAGCCUCCCCCUCCCGCCAUCGCCGCCCCUCCACCGGGCUUCCGGGACAACAGCUCCGACGAAGACGAUCCCAAUAAGAGCCGCAAGCCAACAGGGGAAGUUGCCGCGGCGAUAGCAGUCGGAGGCGCUCAGCAGGAGGUUCCGGUGUCUAUAAUCGAUAACGUGGCCACCAGGACGGUGAGGGACCACGCCCAGGAGCUGGACGACGCGCUAGUGUCCACGCUGCAGGCCCUGGAGGCUCUGGCGGCCUCUGAGGACUACCCCCAUCACCACCAGCAAACCCCGCAAACCGCAGGGUUGAUCGUGUUGGCAGCAAUCACCCCCGAGUCGUCCCUCGACUCCGGGCACGAGACCAACUCCUCCGAGCUGACGGACGUGUCCGAGAUGGUGUCCGCCAUGAAGCAGCACCAGAACCAGGCCUACCUGCUGGCCCACCACAUCAACAAGGAGCGCAUCUUCAGUCGCAGAGACUUCCCGCUGACGAUACCCGGCUGCACGGCCCAGACGCUGGGCACCGGAGCCUUUUCCAUGACGCAGAUACGAGGCGGCUGCCCACCUAAACAGGUGAUACUCAGCAAAACGGUGCCCUUAAAGGUCAGUCCAGGACAAGGUCAAGGACAGGGGUCUUCCUGCCCCGUGGGCGAGCAGAGCAAAAUGCCACAGGAUCGUCUGCCACAGGCGUCUGAGGUGGUGGAUACAGCCAAGCCUGCCAAAGAGCCAGUGAAACUGAGCCCGACCGACUCCUCUGCCGUGGCCUCUGAGGACCUGAAGACUGUCGAGCAGGUGAAAACACCCACGGGCAGUAAAAACCAGAAACUGUGUGAGGGUAAACUGAGUCCCAACACUUCAGAGAGCAUUAAAGGGAAAAUGUCUGGGCAGGCGAGCCCAGAGGUAACCAACAAAGCCUUACCCAUUCUCUUGCCUGUAGAUAGAAUCGCUUCUGCCAAGCUUAGCCCCACAAAAUUGUGCCAAGAUGCCGAGACUGCCUCCAGUGAGACCAUCAAGCCUUUAAGCUUUAAGGGCCUUCUGCCAGUUGAUGACCUCUUCUGCACGUGUCCAAUAAGGCCUGAGCCGGGUCCCCAGUUGCGUCUAAAGGACCCUCAGGCUCAGAAGGUGUUGGUGUUUCACUCCUCCUCGCCCACCGAUGACGAAAGACUUCGUGCCAAGGGUCUACAACUGGCCAGCUGCAAAGAGGCCAUCGUGCGUACAACAGACUCUAGUAUAGCCAAGCCUACCAUACACCCGCCACCAAAAUACUCCCCACACAUGCCAAUGAAAACAGAACUCAAAGAGACACCCGACGACAAACCUGAGAGCAAGGUGGCCACAGAACAGAAAACUCUAACCAAAGCCUCGUUGCCGGUCCUGGUGGAGACGACACACAUCACCACUUGCGGAGAGAAAGGCGCGACCAUGCCGGGGGCCGAUCGCAAAAAGCAAGGCAGCAGCAAGAGCAAGUCCCACCGCAGCGCACCGUUCCAGAGCUUCAGGAACCUGAUCUCUGCCACGUUUCCGGCCCGUCUGCGUCGGGAGACCGACGAGAGGCGCGCCCAGCUGCAGAAGGUGCGGCAGUAUGAGUUGGAGUUCCUGGAGGAGCUUCUGAAGCCCAAGGCCACGUCACAGGGCGACUUCCUGCCCCAGGGGUCGUCUCCGGUCCCGGCGGGCACGCCAUGCUCCUGCCAGCUGCGCACCAGCCCGGUGCAGAAGGUUCCCGGGAUCUCUCGGGAGCAGAGGCGCAGCUGCGACUGCAAGAGGAUAUGUCGCGGAAUGAGGCUGCCCGACACGCCAGUGGGGUCCGCCGUGGAGCCGCGUGGGCGAGAGAGGCCGAUUUCCAAAACGCCCCCUGCCAAUCCUAAGGCUCCCCAUCCCCAACAGGGUGCUCCUCGGAGACCUCAGACCCUGGAGAUUAAAACGACAAGGAUCCGCUCCACCAGUCUGGAGUCGAGGGAGCUUCGGGACACUCCGGUGUCCUGCUUGCCCACCUGCACCUCCCGCGUGGAGUGCAUGGGAGCAGCGCCGCAGUACAAGAAACUCCAGCGGAGGUACAGCAUCGGCGAGCUGGACAACAACAACGAGAGCACGCCCCUGUACGCCGAGGUCAAAUCCACCAAGGCCAAGAGUCUGGAGAAGGAAAUGGAAAGAGUGAGGGCCACGGGGCUUAGGCUCCCCACCCCAGUGGACCCACCCAUGCACACCCAAAGCGGCGACAUGAAAAAGAAAGGCGUCUUCUUCAUCCAGGGCGAGGAGAUUGUGCGCGAGACCCGCGAGGGUACCAGCGAGGUGCUGUUGGCCAUCCCCAGCGAGGGCAGCAGCGACGACCGGGACAAGUGCUGCUCGUUCUGCUUCUGCUACCGGGGCAAGUGCGAGGCGGCCGACUCCAGCAGCGAGAAGGACGAGCUCUCGUACUCCAUCCCGCUGCAAGUGCUGCCCGGCAUGCAGAUCGACUCUCACACCGUGCCCGUGGUCAGCAAGACCUUGCAGGUGCUCAACGCCGAGGACUGCAGCGGUGAGGAGGAGGAGGAAGAGGAGGAGGACGAGGAGGAGGAGGACGAGGAGCCCCAGACCCAGGAGAUCGACCUGCGCGCCUGCAGCAGCCUGGAGGCCAGUCUGGCCCGCGUGCAGUCCCUGCAGGGCAAGAUGUUCUGCCUGCCCGACGGCUUCCUCAACGCGCAGCUGGACGCCAACGAGCUGCUGGCCAUCCUGCGCCAGUGCGCCAGCAGCCCGCAGAUCGAGGGCGAGCCGCGCAUGCCCGCCGGCCGGCUGGCGGAGCACAAGCAGGAGCUGGCCGUGCGCUUCAAGGAGUUCCGCGCCUCCUGCCGCCGGGUGGCCAGCGUGGAGAAGAGCCCCACGCGCAUGCUCAGCGCCGUCACCGCCAGCUUCCAGGUGCUCUGCAACCUGACGCUGACCUUCAUCCAGCUGGUGAGGGGCCUGCGCUCGGAGACGCAGAGGCUGCAGCUGCUGCGCAAGGUGGAGGAGGUGGCCGUCAACUACACGCUGCUGCUGCGCGCGGCCGAGGAGGCCAUGGGCCACUCCAGCAGCCUGCCCAACAAGAGCGCCAGCCCCCAGGCGCCCGCCGCUGCCACCCUCAACGCAGGCUCCCUCCCACGCCCAUUCAAAACUCUACCUGCCAAGUAA